This is a messenger RNA of Parus major (Great Tit), 405 nucleotides long. RefSeq names its product anaphase promoting complex subunit 11 (gene ANAPC11). The transcript has 2 exons. Lineage: Eukaryota; Metazoa; Chordata; Aves; Passeriformes; Paridae. The coding region runs from base 73 to 327 and encodes 84 amino acids. The record is from RefSeq and is a predicted model, not a curated record. Gene Ontology annotation, biological process: protein ubiquitination; anaphase-promoting complex-dependent catabolic process; positive regulation of mitotic metaphase/anaphase transition. Gene Ontology annotation, molecular function: zinc ion binding; ubiquitin protein ligase activity; cullin family protein binding. Gene Ontology annotation, cellular component: nucleus; anaphase-promoting complex.
CGGCGGGCGCGCGGAGCUCCGGGGGGCGGGCAGCGCUUCCGGCGGGAGCGGCACCGGGACCGGGACCGGGACAUGCGGGUGCGCGUACGGAGCUGGCACGGAGUGGCGUCCUGGCUGUGGGUCGCGAACGACGAGAACUGCGGCAUCUGCCGGAUGGCCUUCAACGGCUGCUGCCCCGACUGUAAGGUUCCCGGCGACGACUGCCCGUUGGUGUGGGGGCAGUGUUCGCACUGCUUCCACAUGCACUGCAUCCUCAAGUGGCUGAACUCGCAGCAGGUGCAGCAGCACUGCCCCAUGUGCCGCCAGGAGUGGAAGUUCCGGGAGUGAGGGCGGCACCGGGCACGGGCCGUGGCCCACCCGCGGCCGCCCCCGGCCCAUUCAAUAAACGUGCGGACGCCACUCGCG